UCCUAGUCGAUUGUCCGAGUCGAUCAUCCAAGUCGAUCAUCCAAGUCGAUCAUCCAAGUCGAUCAUCCAAGUCGAUCGUCCAAGUCGAUCAUCCAAGUCGAUCGUCCAAGUCUCCCAACACCCUGCAUCGGCAGCAACGACUCACGCCAUGCCUCUGGUCAUCUUCUGCGGCUAUCCGUCGAGCGGAAAGACAACAAGGGCGCUCGAGCUGCAAAGCUAUCUCGAGCGCUUCCUGGCCGAUCUUGCCGCCAAUGACGGUGUGCUGCCCGAGCAGUUCCAGACACCGGCGCAUCCCAAGCGCAACACCGAGAUCCCCAAGAUGCGGCCCAAGGUGCUGCUGUUCAACGACAAUAGCUUUGGGCUCGUGCGGAACGAGGCCUACCAGUCCGCCACAGAGGAGAAAAAGACACGCGGCGCUCUCAUGUCGGCGAUCGAGCGCCACUUGACCAAGGAGGACAUUGUGAUCUGCGAUGGCAUGAACUACAUCAAGGGCUUCCGAUACCAGCUCUAUUGUGUCGCGCGGGCACUGGGCACCCCGCAUUGCGCCGUCCAUUGUGCCGUCUCCAAGGAGCAGGCCGACAGCUGGAACAACGCCCGCGAAGCCGAUUCCUACGAUCCAGCGCUCUUCGAAGAUCUGUGCAGUCGGUUCGAAGAGCCCGAUGCCCGCAACCGAUGGGACGCCCCGCUGUUCACAGUGCUGGCCUCGGAUAGCUUCACCGAGCGCUUCGGCCCCGACAUCAUCGACGCUGUUGUGCUGCGACGACCGCCCCAGCCGAAUCUGUCGACGGUCGUCAAACCAUCGACCGAGACCAACUACCUGUACGAGAUGGACAAGACCACCCAGGAGAUCGUCAAUGCCCUGCUGGAGGCGCAGAAAGGCGGCUGGUUCGGCGGGGAUGUGGUGGUGCCCAAGACCAAGGUCAAGGUCCACAUCUCCAGCAAGGGAGUCACUCUCUCGGAGCUGCGGCGGCUGCGACGACAGUUUCAGGGCCUCAACAAGAUGCACACCCAGCUGGAUAUGGAGAAGGUGGCCGAGGGAUUUGCAAACUAUCUGAAUACAAUGUUCUCGGAGGCGAGUGGGGCUCCCCGCUCCGCUUGAACAUGCCAUCAUGCUCA
Molecule: messenger RNA, 1116 nt
Organism: Polychytrium aggregatum
Lineage: Eukaryota; Fungi; Chytridiomycota; Chytridiomycetes; Polychytriales
Product: chromatin associated protein KTI12
Exons: 3
Coding region: 149-1099 (316 amino acids)
Source: RefSeq, a predicted model, not a curated record